AUGGCGGCAGCGUCCAAUCCAGCGCCUGGUAGAUCAAGUCCCUCCAGGCCGGGAAAUGAAAGGUUUAGGGGCACUCCUCCAUCCACUUCUCAAACACCUGUGAGAGCACGGGAGAUAAAUUCGCCAACCGUCGAUGAUAGCGCCGACGCCAGGUCCAGUCCCGAGGCAUCCUUGAACUCGAGCAAGCACAUUUUGCCAGCUCUCAAAGGCGAUGUAGCCCGCCAUGGUCUCGCUACAGCAACAACUUCACCUCAUGGGCCAACAGAGGCCUUAAGCACUCCGACGCGAAGUAGUCCCGCUGCAAGGUUAGCCAGCAGUCAGGAUGAGGAGGAAGAGAUGGAAGUCAUGGUUCCGAACGCCGUGAAGGUGACGUCGAAGCCCGUUAAUAAGCUUUCCGUGCGCCAACUCGCAGACCCUUCACCAACUCUUGAGUCACCCAAGGCCUUCGACCUACCUUGGCCAUGUGGCCAGGCCAAUGCCUCCUCGCCAAAGCACAGUACCAUAGUUGCCACCUCUCAGUCCGCUUCUACUUUGGCAUCUCAUAGCCCUAAUAUGCCUGAAAAUGAGCCUCUACGACGACGACGCCGACGGAUGGAAGCACCAUCGUUUAGCCAAAUCACGCCAGAACCGGCCCUGACCAGCAGGGGUCUUUCGGCAGGGCAGCUUAGGCCCGCUCUUCAGCAAUCGCCUACAUCCACGGCUGAAGCUCUACUAGGCAACACCCCAGAAUUAACCCAGAUCUCUUCUGACAAGCGGGAGGAUUCUCCUUGCAAACGCUCAAGCUUUGCGUCUGAAGCAAGCCCCUCGCUGAAGAAACAGCAGUUGUGUGUAUCUGGCGAAGGGUCCAGUGCCGAUGCCUCCACAUUACCACAAAGUCAAAGACAUCCAGCAAGCGGUGCCCCGCCAUCUUUGACUGCCUCAGGUUCUGAUAAAGUCAUAAAGGAAAUGGCGCCUUUUGACAUGUUCAGGCAAGCCUACCCCCAAUACGCAGACUCCUUGGACAACUUCGUGAGAGCUGCUAUAUGCCUCAGGUUCAUGCAGAGCCAGAAUCUUUUGAGCGAGUACCUAUAUGACGAUUUCAUUCGAGUCUUUUCAGGGUCUUAUGUUGACUAUGUAGACUCGUGCGCGAAUCCACUCCCCGCUCAUCAGUGGUACAACAGCAUCGGGGGUAAGCCGGCUUUUGAUAAGAUGGUCAUCACGAGAGAGACUCUUAGUCGCGUAUUUGAGGUAUAUACCGAUGUAGCGAGAGAAGCUAACGACUCUAUUGGCUCUUCUCUGGCAUCUCCCCUCAAACAAGGCCGGUCCGAAGAUGGACACGAUAUAGAAACACCCUAUCGAGAGUCGUCAAACCAUAAUGUCCGAGAGUCGCAGCAGCACAAGAGCUCCGCGGCUACACCCACUCAGACCUCGACUCCAUCAUCAGAAAGUCCUCGCUCAACGCAGGUUGUUUGGCGCACUCCAUCGAAUCCCGCGUCAGGGGUGGCCAAGCUCUUGAAUGGCGAGCGAGGUCUGCGCGGGGAUCCCAGAUUCCAGAAGACCAAUCCCCUGUGGAAUCUACGGGAUCACAAUCCGCUUCCGAGCCUAGAUUCUCUCCAGCGUCUCGCCACCGCAGCGCGGCAAGUCCGUUUGCAUUAG
This is a messenger RNA of Parascedosporium putredinis, 1635 nucleotides long. NCBI's taxonomy places the organism in Eukaryota, Fungi, Ascomycota, Sordariomycetes, Microascales, Microascaceae. The record is from the annotation of a GenBank genome assembly.